CUCCUGGAGCAGCUGUCGGGCCUGCAGAGCAAGCAGCAGCGGGACGCUGAGCUGCUGGAGGACAUCAGGUAGGACCCAUGCGUGUGUGAGAUCCCCACCGAGCUGAGGCCGGGCAGCUGAUCCCRUUGGUGUGUGCGUCCCUGGCUGACCGGACAGCUCAUCCCACGGGUGGSCAGGGACCGGGCACGGCUCACCUUGAGCCUGUCACCUCGAGGUCAUGGGCUCCAUCACCCACUGGGGUGGCCUGAUGGGGACAGGAUGGAGGCAGGGGGUGAUGGAAGGGGGGGAUGACAAGGGAAUGGUGGCAGGAGGUGGUGGGAGGGAUGGCCCAUCCCUACCCCUCUCUGUGUGUCCUCUCCGUGUCCCCUCUCCCCCCAGGUCCUACAGCAAGCAGAGGGCCACCAUUGACAGGGARUACGGGCAGGCACUGCAGAGGCUGGCGAGCCAGUUCGUGAAGAGAGACUGGCAGCGGGGCCGUGGCGAUGCUGSUGACUCCAGGACUGCAGCUGCCGUCUGGAGAGGUGUCAUCGAGGGGACAGCACACGCCGGGCAGGUCCGUGUCACCGCCUCCGAGAGCUACCGCGCCCUGGCUGCCGAGGCCGCCCGCAGCGCCCGCCUCUCCAAGGAGAGGACGCUCAAGAAGGGCAUCGAGAGGCUGCAGAAGGCGCAGGUGGAGCUGCUGGAGACGGUGAAGGAGCUGGACAAGGCAAAGAAGCAGUUCAGCCACCUGCAGCGCAGCAGCGAGGUGGCCAAGGACAAGGCGGCCGACGUGGAGGCACGCCUCCGGAAGAGUGACCGGCGGAUAUUUCACACCAAGGCCAGUUUGCAAAAGCUCAGUGCCAAGUUCUCAGCAAGACUUGCUGAGCACUCGAGGCAGCUGGCAGGGGUGCAGAACGAGUACAGCUUYGCCCUGGUGUCUGCCACUGCCCACCUGGAGCAUUACCAGCGYGUGGAGCUGCCCGCAGCCAUGCAGGCCCUGGAUGGGGAUCUCUACGAGCGGCUCCGGGAGCAUCUGUCGGCCGCCAGCCGGACGGAGGUGGAGACCUGCCGGGCCAGCCGGGACUGGUUCCAGGGCGUUGUGGAGGCAUCUGCACGGGUGUGCCGGGAGCAGGACCUGCUCCUCUUCCUGCAGGACCACCCCGCCUUCUCCCUGGCGCCCGAGCAGCGCUUCCAGCUCACGGGGGUGGAGGAGYUGUGCCUGCUGCCACCGGCAGACGACGGGGCCAGCCUGGAGAAGGAGGCACGGCGCUGGGCCACACGGGUGGCCCGGGACUGCAAGAACAGGGCGCACAGCGAGGAGGUGUUGCAGCGGCUGGAGGCCAGGCGGCAGCAGGGGCCGGAGGCAGARGCAGCGGCCGUGGAGCGGCAGAUGGAAGAAGCGAGGGAAAAUAUCCGGAAGGCAGAGGUGAGCCGAGUGAAGGCCGAGGCACGGCUGGCACUGCUGCGGGCAGCAGGGCUGGACGUGGACGCCUGGCUGGCCGGGGCCACAGUGGGGACAGGGGAGGAGACCCCCACGGGGCUGGACCCCGCCGAGUUCGAUGACUACGAGGACAGUGAUGAGCYGGAUGAGGACGAGGAGCCGGGGCCUGCUGCUCGCACCUACCCCUWCACCUGCCGGGUGAUCUUUGGCUACCAGGGCUGCCAGGCAGACGAGCUGUCCAUCAGCCAGGGCGAGGAGCUGGAGAUCAUUGAGGAUGGAGACGCAGAGGAGUGGGUGAAGGCUCGGAACAAGGCAGGGCAGGUCGGCUAUGUCCCUGAAAAGUACCUGCUGUCCCUGGGCUGCGAGUCAGGGGCUGGGCUCGGCCCCCCGGGACCCUCUGCCCUGCACCGCCAGCUCUCCAGCAUCAUGGCUGCAGAACUGGUGCUGGAGCCUGGAGCCUGGCUGGUGCGAGCCCUGUACGACUACGAGGGGCAGAGCCCYGAGGAGCUGAGUUUCCCCGAGGGGGCCAUCAUCCGGGUGCUGCCYCGUGCCCCGGGCGAGGUGGAUGAUGGCUUCUGGACUGGUGACUUCGAUGGCCGCAUCGGCGUCUUCCCCUCCCUGGUGGUGGAGGAGCUCACCGGGGGCCGGGAGGCGGCCGGGCAGGAGCUGCCGUCGCCAUCCCCUCCGCCCUUCUCCCCUCCUGGCCUCACACCCGGGGCCAGCCUGGUGCCCAGCCCUGCUCCUGAGACAUCGCUGGGAGGUGGCCGGCAGGAGGGCACGGGCAGCGGGCAGAGCUCUCCGGACCUGGCAGCCACCCGCCUGCGGCCGCUCCGUGCACCGCCCCCGCCGCCCGGCARAGCCCCCGAGCCUGACCCCGAGCUACACUUCAGCUGACCCUGCGGCCCCCCAGCCCUCCCUGACCCCCAGAAAGCUUUGCCUGAGCAAACCACCACAGGCUGCUGUGCCGGCAGCAAGGGCUGGUGCUGCCCCGUGYCCCGAGCUGGUCUCUGCAGGGGCUGCAUCCUGCCCAGUGCUGCUUGCAGAGUGCUCCUGCAUCCCACUACAGCACCCAGAACCCCUUUUUGGGGUGCCUAGUGCCACAGCCAGGCCCCACCUCACUCCUCUCUUGCCUCUGUCCUUCCUGCCUGGCAUCACCCCUGCACCCUCAGCUCAGCCCUGGUUCCUGGGGGGCUCAUCCCUGGACCCCUCCAGCCCCCACAGCACCUCCUCACGGGCAGGAGAGGGCGGGGGAGGCUGUUCCAAAUAAAUCCAGCUGGCCCUGGCCGGGGG
Messenger RNA from Malurus melanocephalus (red-backed fairy wren), 2710 nucleotides. RefSeq names its product FCH and double SH3 domains 1 (gene FCHSD1). The coding region runs from base 218 to 2314 and encodes 698 amino acids. Gene Ontology annotation, biological process: regulation of actin filament polymerization; neuromuscular synaptic transmission. The record is from RefSeq and is a predicted model, not a curated record. NCBI's taxonomy places the organism in Eukaryota, Metazoa, Chordata, Aves, Passeriformes, Maluridae. The transcript has 17 exons. Gene Ontology annotation, cellular component: recycling endosome; neuromuscular junction. Gene Ontology annotation, molecular function: protein binding.